ACCCUCAGCCUGUCUUUGUAGGAGAUGUGCUCCAGCCCUCUGACCAUCGUGGCCCUCCUCUGGACCCACUUCAAUAUCUCCACACCUUUCGUGUGUUGGGGGCCCCAGGUCUGGACGCAAAACUUGACGAGGGCAAGAACACAGGGGACAAUCCUCUCCCUCUCCCUGCUGGCCACCCCUCUAUUGACGCAGCCCGGGAUACUGUUGGCCUUCCGGGCCGCAGGUUCACACAGUUUGCUCUUGUUAAGCCACAGAGGCCCCGAGAAGCGGGUGACAACACAGCCCUCAGCGCCAAGGCUGCUGGGAGGCUGCAGGACUGCGGGAGGAUGCUAGCCGCCCUGUCGGCCCUCCGCGGGCCCACGGCCGUUUCCUCCCGCUCUGCGUGAGGAGAGCAAUGAGAAGCACGCUCGGUGCCAGACUGCCGGCGGAGGGGCCGGCGGGACUCCAUUUCCCAGUGUGCCCCGCAGCGAGAGGCGGUGGCUGGAGCGGCCGGCGAGCCGGUCGCGGAACUGUGUUCGGAGCGGCAGCGGGCGAGGAAACAUGGGGCGCGUAGCGGGGUUCGCUCCGCUCCCGGCCGCCGCCGCCGUCCUGCUCCUGCUCGGCUGUGCUACCGCCGCCUCCCUCGCCCCGCGCGGCCGCUCGCCGGAGCCCAACGAGAGGCCCAUCGUCGGGAUAUUGUCACAGGAAUGUCACUUUGAUGAGUUCCACAAAUUCGGAAAUUCGUAUAUUGCGGCUUCGUAUGUGAAGUUCUUAGAGUCUGCUGGUGCCCGCAUUGUGCCAAUAAGAUUAAAUCUUUCAGAUGAAGAAUAUGAUAAAAUAUUCCACUCUAUUAAUGGGGUACUUUUUCCAGGAGGUGGUGUGGAUCUUAAGACUUCAGAAUAUUCCAGGGUUGCUAAGAUAUUUUACCACAAGGCAUUAGAGGCUAAUGAUAAAGGAGACUAUUUCCCAGUAUGGGGAACAUGUCUUGGACACGAAUUGCUGACAUAUCUCACAAGUGGUGAAAUUUUACUUGUUAAUACCAAGACAAAUGGUUUUUCACUCCCUCUGAACUUUACGUCAGCUGCAAAACACAGUAGAUUAUUCAAGAACCUUCCUAAUGACUUGUUACAUGCCUUUGCUAGUGAGGCGUUGACAUCAAACUUUCAUGUGUGGAGCAUCUCCAUGGAGAAUUUCACAAAAAAUGAAAAGCUUUAUAAUUUCUAUAAUAUUCUGACCACUAACGCUGACGAUGAAGUGGAAUUUGUAUCUACCAUGGAAGCGUACAAAUACCCAAUUUAUGGUGUCCAGUGGCAUCCAGAAAAAAAUCCUUUUGAAUGGAAGAACUCAUCAGGCAUUCCACAUUCCUCAUCAGCUGUAAGGGCUGCAUAUUACAUAGCUGACUUCUUUGUUAAUGAAGCCCGGAAGAGCCUGCACCAUUUCCCCAGUGAAGGUGAAGAAACAAAAGAAUUGAUUUAUAAUUAUAGCCCGAUUUAUACAGGAACGUUUUCUUCAUUUCAGCAAGUCUAUUUUUUCAAUUGAGUAUCUUGUCAGAGGUGCGGCAUUGCUAUUUAUAAAUGGAAUUAUUUGCCUGCAUUGCAUAAUUAAGCUGAUAUAAUGCAAUGCAUGUGACACAAAGACAGAACAAUUAUCUUAUUUCACAAUAACUUAUCCUGUGUUUCUUCUGCACUAUUAGACCACUAAUCUAAAAUUUUACAUUCUAGAUUGUAAUAGUUGUCUUGGGUUAUGCUUUAUUGCUGCAGAAAAAUACAUUUUUCUUCCAGGAAAUAUUUUUUGUUUAUACUUAUGAAUUUGAACACUUUCAGGUUGAGAACAAGGAAAAGCAUUGUAUUCUUAUUUCAAAAUAUGGGAGUUAUCUCUGUAAAAUGUUGCGUACUGUGACAGCACUUGAGCUUUAGGUAUAUUGUGUAGUAAAUUCCUAUCCUCUUCAAAUGAUUUAACAAAUGAGACUUUGGAUCUUGGGCUUGUUGUAAAUUUGUGUAUGUAACCAAGUUCUUGACAGGGAUUAUUUUGUCAUAAGGAAGCGUGAUAGCAAAGAGACACUGAAAGGAUGUGCUAUACCCAAUCUCUGAAAAGUUGUGUUGUACAUUCAGUGUUGUUCAGAGAGGUUAUACCUUGUGAGGUUUAUGUAAAUAUGAAGAUGCAUUUUAAAUUGGGCAUUGCAAAUAUCAGGUAAAAUAGGUAAGAGCAUAGUUACGUUCUGUUUCCGCUUCCUAUUCUUUUCGAAUUUCAUUUUAUAUGUGUUCAAAGAAUCUGAGAGUAACUGGAAUCAGCAGACAGAUAGGAGAAACACACAGAGAAACAGAGGCCUGUAAAGGAAUGUAAACCUAACUUUUGCUUUAUAUACACUCUAACUUUUCCUGUAGUUACUGAGUAGAAUUCUCAUUGUAGUUAGAGGUAGUUUUCCAUUAAUUCAGUGGAGACAGUAGUCUGCUUGUGGAUAGUUAACAUAGCUGGAAUAAAAAAAAUAAGUGUAUGUUAGAAAACUUUCAAUGUUGGCAUUUGGUUCAAUUAGUGAAUUUUUUUUUUGCAUUCAAAAACUAACCUAGAUGAGACAAUCAGCUAUAAUUCCACUUUAUUGCACAGUUUCCAAGCCCUGUUAACAUCAGUGGGGACUUGGAGUUUAUGGAAAAAAUCAGGUUUAUACCUCAGCUCUGUUCUGCAGUACCUUAUACUCUCCAAUACAUAGGUCACUCCAAAAGUAAUGCCUCCUAUUUAUUUCUUUGGAAAUGACAGUAGGUAGAUACGAAGAGUAGAAUAACACAGUUUAAUACAGCAAAUUCUCAGCUGCAAAAUACUGUUUUUCAGCAUAGUCACAGUCAUUAGCUGAUUUGCACAGAUGAGCUGAUUGAGAUGCUCUUCACUUUGUGAUGUGACAGCUGUGCAUGGCCAUCUGAAACGUGGUUUGUCUUUCACAUCACUGUCACCACUGCUGAAAUGCACCCACUGCCUCACUGUGCUCACAUCCACUGUUCGGUCUCCAUAAACUUGGCGAGAGUUGAUGAAUGUCUAUGGGUCCAAAUUUUUCUGUGCAGAGGAAUUCAAUUCCACCCCUUUGCUUCAUACUUGAAUGUCAGACACCAUUUUGUCAGACUGUCCCUCUGCUGCCGUGUGUCACACAGCAACAAAAUAUUUGGGAAUAUUGGUGGGAAGGCUUAGCUUCUACUGCCAUACCACCAACAUCUGCCUCUGACGUGGGGCCACGAGAUAAAAUAGGAGACGUUACAUUCAGAGCAACCAUAUCUGAAUAAAGCUGGUACAUUUCUCAGGGUUUUUAAUUAAAGAACUCUCUAGCUUGUUCUUUUUGAUGAAGCAGCUGCGUAAGAUAGACAAUGUGACAAGCAUUAAUUGAAAUAAUAUAAAGAAACAUUAACUGUGACUACUAUGUGAACACUGCUUUGUAACCACAAGCUUAAACGUGUGAUAGUGCAGAUUAUUUCUACAUUUGCCAAAUUCAGUAAAUUGAACUAUUUUUCAUGUGAAUAACUUUAUUAUAUUGACUAUAUUUACUGGUUCCUGGAUAGAUCCAGUGUAAAAAGACAAUCUUGCUCUACAGUUGCAUAUAGAUGUAGCAGAUGAGAUAAGAUACUUAUGAAAAGAGUCUAGCCGUCUGUCUCUUAUUGAGACUGAGUUCUUAGGAAUAACUCUAAGAAUUUGCCUGAGUAAGAAGGGCAGGAUUUAACCUUAAAAACAGGGACCAACUUGGCAAGUGAAAUGUCUGCCUUAGGAGUAAUUAGUUCCUAUGUGUGCAACUUCAAGGGAUAUUGUGUGUAUUAUGGUAAGAGAGCAGUGUAUUUAUUAUGAACUCGUAUGUGUCUUUCCUUUAUAACCUUUAUCUUGUAAGUCUUUUUUUGGUGCUAUCAGUGAUUUUUUUUUCUAUGAUACUCUAAAUAAAGUUUAUUCAAGCAGA
Messenger RNA from Numida meleagris (helmeted guineafowl), 3907 nucleotides. It is a transcript of the gene GGH, whose product is annotated as gamma-glutamyl hydrolase. Gene Ontology annotation, cellular component: vacuole. Lineage: Eukaryota; Metazoa; Chordata; Aves; Galliformes; Numididae. The record is from RefSeq and is a predicted model, not a curated record. Gene Ontology annotation, biological process: tetrahydrofolylpolyglutamate metabolic process. Gene Ontology annotation, molecular function: gamma-glutamyl-peptidase activity.